Parnassius mnemosyne (clouded apollo) is the source of this 1023-nucleotide messenger RNA. NCBI's taxonomy places the organism in Eukaryota, Metazoa, Arthropoda, Insecta, Lepidoptera, Papilionidae. The record is from the annotation of a GenBank genome assembly.
AUGGCAGAAAAUCAAGAUAUACCAAUGGCGAAUAGCGAAGCUGAUAACAUUACGACUAAAGUCCCGGGUAAUCAUGAAGACCAAAAGAUGGAACAUGAAAGCUCUCCGCAACCGCCAAGUCCUCCGCCACCAGCGGAUAUGGACACUCAAGAGAUUAUUAUUGUUAAUGAAAAUACUGAAGAACUCGACUUAAAUCACGGCAGGAUUGGAAAGAUUGAGAAUCUAGAGCCUUUGAAGAAUUUGGAAAGACUAUAUUUGCGAUGGAAUCUUAUAAAAAAGAUUGAAGGUCUAGACACACUGACUACUUUAGUUGAGCUUGAGUUGUAUGACAAUCAAAUUGUUGUCAUAGAAAAUUUGGAUAAACUUGUUAAUUUGGAAAUUCUAGAUCUGUCUUUCAAUAGAAUCAAGGAGAUAACAGGCUUAGAGAAACUGUUGAAUUUAAAGAAAUUAUUUUUGAGUUCUAACAAAAUUACUGAAAUUAAAAAUGUAAAUCACCUGACGAAACUGGAAUCAUUGGAGCUAGGCGACAAUCGCAUUCGGGAAAUAAAAAAUCUUGAAGGCUUAAAGUCAUUGAAGCAACUUUACUUGGGUAAGAAUAAAAUAACCAAAAUCCAGAACCUAGAUGAUCUUACGGGUCUCGAAAUAUUGGUUUUGCAAAGCAACCGAAUCACGAAGAUCGAGAAUCUGGAACAAUUAACCAAUUUAGAGCAGCUAUACAUAUCUGAGAAUGGUAUAACAGUGAUGGAGAACAUGGGUAGUCAAGUCAAACUUCAGACAUUGGAUCUAGCCAUGAAUAGGAUCUCUGUUAUAGAGAAUAUAAGACAUAUGAGCGAUCUUGAGGAAUUAUGGCUGAACGACAAUCAAAUAUCGGACUGGUCAUCAGUAGAAUAUUUGCAACAGAACAAGAAAUUAGCUACAAUAUAUCUAGAACGGAAUCCUCUAGCAUCGGAUCCAGCUUAUAGGAGGAAACUGAAGCUGACCCUGCCGUCGCUGCAGCAGAUCGAUGCUACGCUGUGUAGAUAA